Messenger RNA from Ixodes scapularis (black-legged tick), 3839 nucleotides. RefSeq lists its product as uncharacterized. The transcript has 4 exons. The coding region runs from base 2043 to 3068 and encodes 341 amino acids. The record is from RefSeq and is a predicted model, not a curated record. NCBI's taxonomy places the organism in Eukaryota, Metazoa, Arthropoda, Arachnida, Ixodida, Ixodidae.
GUUCCAUCUAAAAAGGGCGAAGAACUUCUACUUCAAGAGCCUGUUGCUGGCAUCUGUGGAUGACGUAAACUCGAGAAAGAUAAAGCUCUCAAAUGAAUACAAUGCACAUCCGUAAUGGACAGAGGUGGAGAGGCAGUGAAGUAUUCUUCAUUUUUUACACAAUGUGUGAUGCUUCAAAGUUUUGGUGGUAACAAGUUUGAUUGAUCAAAACGGUGUUUUCAGCACUUGGUAAACAGUAAUAAAAGACCAUUAUAUAAAGUAGUCAAAAAAUUUGCAUUGCAACCAUGAUUUAUACUCUGAAAACUUAGCAAAUUAGGAGUGUUGUGUAUGGUGGCAAGUCUCUAUUUGCUAUCGGUAGUCAAUAUUACUAUUUAAUCCCCACAAGAAGAGUUUUAUGCUUAUACAAGAGGUAGGAAGCGAUUCAUGAAAAUGUAUGUUCUUCUACAGCAACGAAAGCAACCUUUGCAUUCCAAGAAAACAUCUAAUGAGGAGUGGUUUGAAGUUGAACUGCUGAUACAUAGACAGUGAUCCAACUACAGCCUGCAUAUGGGAAAAGAUACAUAGUUUUGCAUGAAGUAAAUGUGAACAAUGGAGCAACCAGCCAUCCAUUUGAGCAGGGGCUUCGCUUUACACCAGCCCGUAGAAGUUUCCGAGCUUCACGUCAUCCACUUUAACAUUGCAGCACUCUGAGGCAAUGGCAACAAAAAGGAUAGUUUACAGAAAUAAAUUUUUGCAUUAUCAUUACAGUAAUGAUUUAUAUAAAGGUGAACAGGCAAUUGCCGACGGCUCUCACACUGGCAGUGCCAUGGAGUGGAGACCAAAACUGCUUGCUUGCCUUGUGAACGAACCGCGACAAGGCGUAGAAUGAGAACAGUAAGCUGACAUGGCCACUUCUCCGGGAUGCUGCCAGUACACAAUGGUUGGCAAUCACCCUUUUAACUUCAUAUACAUAGGUUGCACAUGACGUCAUGUCCGUAUUCGAGAGAUUAGAGGGGAGGGGGCGGACGAAAGAGGCCCGCGGGGCCUUCAGGGUCGCGCACCGUUUUGGCGGCCACCUCUCUAUCGGGCGGGCGUGCGUCAUGUACGAGUUUUCAGUUUGACAGGAGUGCAGGUGCUCAGGCUGCUGUUCUUUUCUUGCUGCAGGGCUUGAAAAUUAUGAAAUCGUGAAGAUGGCAGUCAUACUAAGUGAAUACGGUGCAAGUUUGCCGAGGUCAUGCUAAGCGGUGGUAUGGACCCGCUUCCGUUUGAUGCCGACGAUACAGUGAUAGAGCACGACCUGUACCCGAAAGUGCAAGACAUUGAUAUUAGGGACUAUAUUGUUGACAAGACAAGCUUUAUAACCAGGGAUCAGUUUGAAGCUCAGAAAGGACUGGAGGCACAUAGCUAUCUGGCCAGUGGGUGGAUACAGCUUCCACAACUGAAAGCUUUGCCUAACGACGACGUUGUAGUCAUUGGAAAGGUCAACCAUUUGCAAAGUGCAAGAGAAGCUUGUUUGCAGCCCUGGUUGCUGUCGAAACCAGAUGGUGAGGUGGUUCUGGCCCACUGCGACUGCAUGGGGGGCUUGGCGAGGCAUGUUCUCACAUUGGAGCCGUGUUGUUUUAUUUGGAGGUAGUCGUGAAGCACAGAGUUGAGCAAGUUGGCACCGGCGAAGAAAACGCAGAGCUUCCAGCCUACUGCAGCAACCUGGCCUGUGUGCCCAUUACCAAAGUGGACUUCUCUGCAACUGCAAAAAAGCGAUGCAUCGACGAAGCUGAGCCGUCAAACUUACAAGCGCUGCGGUACCCGAAACCAGCACCUACAAGACCAAGCGAUCUACAGUGGGCCCAGGUUCUUGCAGAUGUGGACGCAGCAGAUACAAACCCAGCGUUUCUUUCACUUCUUGACGACUAUGCUGAAAGCUACAAACCCACAGCUUCCAAGCACAAGUCAACACUACUGUGCAAUAUUUACAAAAAUGGUCUGCUGCCAUCAUCGGCUGACGUCCUGAAAGAGUGCGAGAAUGUGGCCAGUGGAAUCAGUAUCGAGCCCGAGGCACUCUGCUCAUGCAAGGCAGGCGCAUCUCAACGGUGCAAACAUGCAGUUGCUCUGAUGCUGUUUGUAAACCGUGUUGGGACAUCGAGCAACCCUCUCCAACGGACCUGAAGCAAGCCUGGGGUCAUUUACGGACAACGCAGGUGUACGAGCCGAAGAUGUUGCAAGAACUCUGUCACGUUCACGCCAUGCCGGAGGUACAAGUGGACGAUAAGGUGCUGGAGGACAUACGUAGCGAUCUCCUUUCGUGUGCCACCGAAUCUGCUCUUGCCCUUCACCUGAAAGGCAGGAAAAUAAGUGAGGUCAGCAACCAUGGCAAAAGUCCAGAAGGCAGCUCCGGAGCUGUAAGUGCUGCCGACACCAAUUUCUUCCUCGGCAUAAGUCGCAGCACCUGUGUAAAACAGUAUGAACAAGUUAGUUUUCACACCGUUGCUUUUCUCAAUGUCGGGCAUUUCAGAAUCAACAAGUUCAUGUGGGAAAAUCUGUCACCUCAAGAGCAGCAGUUUUACAAAAUACAUGUUGCCGUGACAGCUGAUGAGGCAGCAGCCAUUUGCCAUGACACACUCUUACAAAAGGGCGGUCGUAGGCAACGUGAGCGCAAGCUGCGCAUUACUGCUAGCAGUUGUCAUGCCUACUUCACCUUUCUCCCUACGGAACACCGGUCGUGGGCAGGAAAGGUCCAGCUGAUGUACUGCGAAAGCUUCCCAGGAAAUAAGGCGACCCGGCAUGGGAAACGGUGCGAAGGACCUGCCUUGGAAAAAUACACAGAAAUGACGGGAAGCAGUGUCCGAAGGUUCAGACUCGUUGUAAAUCCACCUGUACCCUGGCUGGGGUGCAGCUCUGAUGGUGUUGCAGAGGUAAAUGAUGUGCCGUCGAUCCUGGUUGAGGUUAAAAGCCCCGAGGCGGGAAAAAACACUUCAGCAAGGGAGCUGAUCGCUGCGAAGAUGGAUGAGUACAUAAUCAAAGAGGGUGAGAAUAACCACCUGCGAAAAAAACAUUCACAUUACUCUCAGUGCCAGCUGGAAUGUUUUUGCUAGACCUCAAGAUGGAUCACCUUAGGAUGUACUGUGAGAAGGGCUCCCUAAUCCUCCCUGUGAGCCGAGAUAGUGCACACAUUGACGAGCUCGUUAGGAAGCUUAAAUUUGUAUACUUUGAACAUAUUAUAUGCAAGCUAGCGCAGUAAGUCUUGCUGUGCAGACCCACUUGGAGCAGAUAUGACCGAGACUGCAACUGGUGGGGGCCAAGUGCACAUAAUAGACGGUAUCAUUCCUAGAAUUGAACGAGUCCAUACCAACUGAGCACAUUUGCACCCUUCAGGCUGAUAUGGUAUUGCCUAAAGCCCGAACACCGCCCCCAGUCGUAGUCCUGGCCAAGUGCUUUGAGCUUUUUCAUUGGCGACACUAUUUUCUUUAUAGUGCGUGACGCAUGUUCAAGACCCUCAGGCUAGCAGUUAUACUGCGCUGGCAAAAUUCCUCAUCUACAGCGCAGAGACAAUCGCCCCUCUUGACGGUAGACUAACAUCACACUGUGCAAGCAUUCAGUCAACUAAUUUACUUUUUCACCAGUUUUCCGUACUGUCAGUUACUGCACUUGUCUCAAUCCAAUGAAGUCACAACAGCGAUUUGCCACAAGGUUUUGUUUUAGGUCCUCUUUUGUUCCUAAUCUUCAUUAAUGACCUCCCAGCACAUAUCUCAUCAAUUAUUGGUCUCUUCACCAACGAUUGUGUCAUCUACUCUGAAAUAACUAAUGAUUCUGAUGUUCAAUCACUACAGACGGACCUUAACAAUAUUUCGCGCUGGUGUGCUAAA